UCCUUUCCAGGAAGCCUACAUAAAAAUGUUUAUUACAUUGAAGACCUUUUAUAAUGCUUCUUGAAAGAGCUGAAUAAUUUAGAAGUUUUGGUAUUUCACAAAAAGUUUGUGAAAAAGUGAAAAGAAAUCCAUUUUAUGGUUUACAUAAAAUAUAGGAACACCAUGUUUUCUUUGUGCUUUUACAAAGUUUGGUUUCAACCUUGGAAAUAAACUAAGGCAAUUUCAAUUAGAAGUCUGAAAUACAAACGGACCUUGGGUUUUUAAAAAAAAAUAUUUGAAAAAAAUUGCUCUAGAAUGUGUACUUUAUUGUUUACAGUAAUUCUGUUUUUCUUUUUUCAGCUAUUUUAUUUGCAUUUCUCAUCUACGUGGGUAUUUUCAUUAUUCUGAUGAUUGGACAGAUUUUCAUAAACACUGAACGAGUAAGAAAUUGGUUCUUCAAAAAGAUGGAUCCUAGAGAAACUGAUCGACUUAUUAAUUCAGAACUUGGAUCCCCAAGUAGAACAGAUUCCAUUGGUGGUGAAUUCCCAAUAGGAGUAUGGAACACUCCUUCCUCUCUACCGAGACUUCGUUCCCUGGAUACCUUCAGAGGGUACAUUGCAGUUCUGGAUAAUUCCUUGGAAUUUUUCUGUAAAUGUCUUUGAGAAUAUUAUCAGCUG
This is a messenger RNA of Notechis scutatus (mainland tiger snake), 656 nucleotides long. The record is from RefSeq and is a predicted model, not a curated record. Lineage: Eukaryota; Metazoa; Chordata; Lepidosauria; Squamata; Elapidae.